Molecule: messenger RNA, 1795 nt
Organism: Sinocyclocheilus grahami
Lineage: Eukaryota; Metazoa; Chordata; Actinopteri; Cypriniformes; Cyprinidae
Product: SH2 domain-containing adapter protein D-like
Exons: 7
Coding region: 499-1713 (404 amino acids)
Molecular function (GO): phosphotyrosine residue binding
Source: RefSeq, a predicted model, not a curated record
CCCUUUAAACGCUACAGCUCUCUCGCUCGGUCUCUCUCCCUCUCACUCACUUACAGCCAGACGCGUUCAGACGAGCUUUGCUGGUCUUCUCAUAUUCUUCUCGUCUGUUCUGCAGAGCGCGUUCUUCAUCACAUUACUGGCGUCCGCGUUGUUGUUCUCGUGCAACAUUGUAACAUUCGCGAGAACCGCGUCUGGAGCUCCACGAUAAUUUAACGCAGAAAUUAAAAACAGGUGUUGAGAACAUCAAGGUCUUUGCUGUCUAUACCUGUAAAUCCAAGUUGGUAUAUCCAGGGAUCGACCUUGUUUGAGGACCACAGUUGUGCCUUUGAACUGAAACAUGAAUUCAGUGCAUUAUUCCCAAGGUAUUCUAUAUACGGUAAACAUAUAAUCUCAUCCACAUUCUAGAUACCUGACCUCAUUAUAGGUCACCACUGGACUCUUUAAGGACCAUUGGAGUCUUUGUGUCCUUCACUGUUGGACAUUCACAAACAGAAUAGAAUGGCAAAGUGGUUAAAGGACUAUUUAAGUUUCGGGAGCAAACGAGUUCCCCCGCAACCGCCAAAACCAGACUACAGCGAGAGUGAGAUAUUGAAGGCGUAUCGUGCACAGAAGAACCUUGACUUUGAAGACCCUUAUGAAGACUUUGAGAACAGAGCUAGAAAUGACAACGGGUCAACUGAAACGUCCCACAUGGGCUUCGGCUCUCCUCUGAAAUCCUCGAGUUUGGAUAUCAAGGUUGUGUCGCCAAAACAUCGCCUCAUAAAAGUGGACUCACAAGACCUGGGACGGAGCAAGAUUCUCCUAAGCUCCGUGUCUUUAGAGGAACCAACAGAUCCGGUGGUUCCUUCAGCUCCAGUCAUGGGAGAUACGGACUACUCCGACCCAUUUGAUGCUCAUUUGGACCUGCGUCCCGAAACAGCUCAAGGCCCGAUCACUCCUGAGAACAACGGGUACAUGGAGCCCUACGAGGCCCAGAAAGUGAUAACCGAGCUGCAGAGGAAAGCUGGUGGUGGAGCAGGAGGAUGGGGGAGAGGGGAGGUCCAGCUCUAUGACACCCCAUAUGAGGAGCGCGUCCCAGGGCAGCCGGAUCUGCCUGAGGAAGGGAGGGAGAGCAGGCUGCCGCAGGACGACGAGAGGCCCGCUGACGAAUACGACCAACCGUGGGAGUGGAAGAAGGAACAUAUCUCCAAGGCUUUUGCAGCUCUGACAGGUUUGUCCUCCUGCAGUGCUGACACACUCGGGCUGAUAAACCACCGCAGGGGUGCAGGGGCAUCUCCAUCCACCUCCUCCCCCAUCUACCCCUCCAGCAGUGUGCAGUUUGAGGGUGCUGAGUGGGACCGUUCCUGUUCUCCUACAGAGCGCCUGAGGUGUCCCAGGCCUCUGCCAACCACAGGCAGCAUGAAGCUACGCAAGCCCAGCGAACCUCAUUCAAUGAUCGGCGAGAGAGUGGAUCCCACCCUGCCCCUGGAGAAACAAGUAUGGUAUCACGGCGCUCUCUCGCGCUCAGAGGCCGAGUCCCUGCUGACCCUCUGUAAGGAGUGCAGUUAUUUGGUACGAAACAGCGAGACCAGUCGCUUGGACUACUCUCUCUCUCUGAGGUACAGCGCUGCAUCUCUUCCUCCAUCAGCCACAGCAACAUUUUAUUUCUCCAUUCCUUCCAUUACCGUUAAAUUAAGUGAACAAAUCUCAUCCCCAUUACCCCAUUUCAGCUAAUUGCCUUGUGUUUUGCUUCAUUUGUGUCUAGUUGUCUGUAUCUUAGUUGUUUUUGUUCUUCAUUCUUACCUACAAUUUUUUU